CUGGUCUCUCCCUUAAUGAAGAUGGCGGCCCUGGCCUCUUUCCAGUAGCACUUCGGGCCCAGAUUUUCCGUAAAAUCCUAGCACUGCAGGUGCGUCCUUGUAAUACCUUUGGUUGCAUUUUCUUCAUUUCUUAGCCCUAUAAACGCCGGGAUACUCUUCACAUUUGAAUAUGAACAACGUUUGCGUGCUGUCUGACGGGUGAGGUACGUUUGACACAGACGCCAAGUGUCACUCGGCAGGGGCAAAGGUGACUGCUAUUACAGGAAGUGCCCUAUCUCCACAGGCCUCUAGGUUUCCUGCCGUGUAAGAAGGGCAAUACGGUAACAAAAAACGCUAUUGGUGUUCUGCCUGCCACCUUGCACUGGAACGCUAAGGGAAAGUCUCCACGAGCCAUGUUUGGCUUCCAGUCCUGCCCCACCCAUUUUUGCGCACGCCGUGGACGGCCCAGACCAUUGGCUUCUGUUACGAACGCGACCCGGCGCGGCGAUUGGUCGAUUGUAAAUCCGGAACGCUGUGACUGGUCCGCAGAAACGUCUCGGAGCGCGCGCGGGAGCAGAUGCGAGCCGGUACUUCCAUGGUCACGAUGGCGCUCCAGGACCUCGGGAGAGAUCUGCAGCCUUGGUGUCCGCUGGAUCUCAGCCUCGAAUGGGUGAACUCAGUGUGGGAACUGGACUUCACGGAGACUGAGCCUUUGGAUCCCAGCAUAGUAGCAGAGAUCUUAGAGAACGGAAUAGAUGCAUUCACAUCACUCUAUGGGAGUCUUUUCCCCUUUGCUGCUGAAGAAAACGGAUCUCUAGAGAGCAUCUGGACCUUCUUCAUUGAGAAUAAAAUUUCCAUUAAUACACUGGUGGCGUUAUUCUGUCACUUCGUCCAGGAAGCACAUAAAAAAGAUGCCAGUGUACAAUAUCGAGAAUAUGGCCUUCAUGCUGCUGGCCUCUAUUUUUUGCUACUAGAAAUACCAGGCAGUGUAGUCAAUCAAGUAUUCCACCCUGUGAUGUUUGACAAGUGUAUUCAGAUUUUAAAGAAGAGCUGGCCUCAAGAUUCUAACUUGAGUCAAAAAAGAAAAAAGGAACACUUCAGGAGUUCUAAGGAUAAUCAUAGGAGGGGCAGAAAAAGAGGAAAACCGCCUAGGAAAGAAGAUAAUCAGGAGGAUGACUAUUCAGGCGAGGAAGAGGAGGAGGAAGAGGAAAUUUAUUUUUCUGCCCAGGACCUUUGUCAGAUACGGAAUGCCAUAUUUAAUCUUCUAAAGAAUUUUUUAAGGCUUCUUCCCAAGUUUUCCCUUAAAGAAAAGCCACAGUGUAUACAAACUUGUAUAGAGGUGUUUGUUGCAUUAACUAAUUUUGAACCAAUUCCUCAUAAAUUUCUUCUUUCACAAGCCAGGAACCUUACUGGAGUAAAAUACAUAUCAGAGCUGGCCUAUUAUGGAUUGUAUUUGCUGUGCUUCCCAACCCAUGGAGAAGGAAAUAAGGUUAUUGGUUCUAUUUUCCGUCAAAUCCUAAAUGUAAUAUUGAUGUUAGAAGUAGGAGAAAGGUCCCGUUGUGGCCCCCUUGCAAUAACUUCACAAGCCAUUAACUGUAGAAAUCGGGCGGUCCAGUUUAUCAGCUCACUUGUGGAUGAACUACGAGAAAGCGUAUUCCCAGUCCUUGGUACUUUGUUGCAGCAUAUCUGUGCCAAGGUGGUAGAUAAAGCAGAGUAUCGGACCUAUGCAGCACAGUCCCUGGUCCAGUUGCUUAAUAAACUUCCCUCUGAGUCAUAUGCUACAUUCGUUGCCUGGCUUUACAAAUAUUCACGGAGUUCUAAGAUUCCACACCGGGUUUUCACUCUUGAUGUUGCUUUAGCUCUCUUAGAGCUACCUGAAAGAGAGGCGGAUGACACUGUGUCAUUGGAGCAUCAGAAGUUUCUAAAGCACAAAUUCUUUGUGCAAGAAAUUAUAUUUGAUCGUUGCUUAGACAAGGCACCUACUGUCCGCAGCAAGGCGCUGUCCAGCUUUGCACAUUGUCUGGAGCUGACCUCUAGCAGCACGUCAGAGAGUAUAUUGGAGAUCUUCAUUAACAGUCGUCUAGUCUCAGGGAUACAGAGUCACUCUGCCUCUUUAUUGAGACAAUCAACAGGUUGGCCCUCGAUGCAGAGCAAUACUGGCAAAAGCGGUGAAAGAAUCCAGUCUGGAGAGAGAUGCUUCAUGACAAUGCUGAGAAAAAGGACCAGGGACGAAAAGAUCAACGUCAGGAAGUCUGCACUCCAGGUGUUAGUGAAUAUUCUGAAACACUGUGACAUCUCGCUCAUGGAGGAGGACCUGUUCAUCCUGCAAGAGCAUUGUCGAGACCCCGCCUUAUCUGUGCGGAAGCAGGCCUUACAGUCCCUUACAGAACUUGUUAUGGCCCAGCCUACAUGUGUGCCAGUCCAGAAAGCCUGGUUGAUGGGAGUCAUCCCAGUGGUGAUGGACUGUGAAACCACGGUGCAAGAAAAGGCCUUGGAAUGCCUGGACCAGCUCCUGUUGCAGAAUCUUAAGCAUCACAAGAAAUUUCACAGUGAGGACAGAAGCCAAGUGCUUGCUUGGGCACUACUUGCUCUCCUUACUACAGAAAGCCAGGGCCUCAGCUGCUAUUUAAAUAAGGCUUUUCGUAUUUGGUCCAAGAAAGAUAAAUUCUCAUCCACUUUUAUAAACAGUGUGAUAUCCCACACUGACACCGAGCGCUCAGCACCAGCGUGGAUGCUGCUCUCCAAGAUCACUUGCUCAUCACCCAAGCUGGACUACACCAAAAUAAUGGAGUCAUGGGAGAAACUCAGCAGUGAACAGUCUCCAAAUCCAAACACCUUAGGUUAUAUACUAUGUGUCAUUGGGCAUAUUGCAAAGCACCUUCCCAGGAGCACCCGGGACAAAAUAGCUGGUAUUAUCAAAGGCAAGCUGAAUGGAUUUCAGUGGUCUCUGGAGCUCAUCAGUUCGUCUGUUGACACUUUGCAAGGGCUCUGCCGAGCAUCUGCAAAGACAGUGCUGGAAGAGCAGGAACUGCUGAAGCAGGUGUGCAGGGAUGUGCUCUCCACCUGCGAGCACCACCUCUCUGACGUCCUUCUGAAGGAAGAUGGGACAGGGCACAUGAAUGAAGACCUGGUGGUGAAAUGUAUUUUUACCAUAGGAGAUAUUGGCCAGUUAUGUCCAGCUAUAGUGGAGAAGCGAAUCUUCCUUCUAAUCCAGUCUAUUCUGGCUUCUUCUUCUCAUGUGGAUCACUUACCAUCAUCUCAAGGGACCACAGAUGCCCUAGCCGGUCAGCUGCCUUUCCAGGUCAGCUCUGCCAUGCCUUCCGUGAUUAGAGCACAUGCCGUCAUCACUUUAGGUAAACUGUGUUUACAGCAUGAAGACCUUGCAAAGAAAAGCAUCCCAGCCCUUGUGCGAGAGCUUGAAGUGUGUGAGGAUGGGGCCGUCCGCAACAAUGUCAUCAUUGUGAUGUGUGAUCUUUGUAUCCGGUACACUGUCAUGGUGGACAAUUAUAUUCCCAAUAUUUCCAUUUGUCUGAAGGAUUCAGAUCCAUUUAUCCGAAAGCAGACACUGAUCUUGCUUACCAACCUCUUACAGGAAGAAUAUGUGAAAUGGAAGGGCUGUCUCUUCUUUCGAUUCGUCAGCACUCUGGUGGAUCCACAACCGGACAUUGCCAGCCUUGGGGAGUUUUGCCUUGCUCACCUGUUGCUGAAGAGGAACCCCACCAUGUUUUUCCAGCACUUCAUUGAGUGUAUAUUCCACUUCAACAGCUAUGAGAAACAUGGGCAGUACAACAAGUUCUCCCAGUCAGAGAGAGGGAAGCGGCUGUUUUUGCUAAAGGGAAAGACAAACAAGGAGAAGCGAAUGAGAAUCUACAAGUUUCUUCUUGAGCACUUCACAGAUGAGCAGCGAUUCAAUGUCACUUCCAAAAUCUGCCUUAAUAUUUUGGCAUGUUUCACUGAUGGCAUCUUGCCCCUGGACAUGGAGGCCAGCGAGUUGCUCUCCGAUACUUUUGACAUCCUCAGCUCAAAGGAGAUCAAGCUGUUGGCAAUGAGAGCUCAGGCAUGCAAGGACCUCCUGGAGGAAGAUGACAUGGCUCUGGCAAAUGUGGUCAUGCAGGAAGCCCAGAUGAAGAUCAUCUCACAGGUCCAAAAGAGGAAUUUCAUAGAGAAUAUUAUUCCAAUUAUCACCUCCCUGAAGACUGUGCUGGAGAAAAACAAGAUGCCUGCUUUGCGGGAACUCAUGAACUACCUCAGGGAGGUGAUGCAGGAUUACCGAGAUGAAAUCAAAGAUUUCUUCGCAGUUGACAAACAGCUGGCCGCUGAGCUUGAGUAUGACAUGAAGAAGUACAAUGAACAGUUAGCCCAGGAACAAGCUCUGACAGAACAUGCUAACGCGAGCAGAAAGGGAGACGAUGAUGGCAGAGCACAGGCCGUGCAGGGUGCUCCUGACUUACAAGCCGUACCUGCUGCUGCUGACCAGGAAAGUGGUAACGCGUCUCUGGCCAACAGCCAGCCUUCAGUACCUGGGUCCAACUUCACCCAAACUUUGUCUCCUAUAUUCGAAAAUGGGCCUCUGAAGACGAUGCCCAAUGCCAGGCCCAUGUCCCUGAGUACCAUCGCAAUCCUCAACUCAGUCAAGAAAGCCGUCGAGGCCAAGAGCAGGAUUCACAGCCGCAGCUUAGGAGCGUUGCCUUUCACUGUAGAGUCAGGAAGCCCAGAAAAGUCCUACAGCUCUGCAACUUCCUUAAGCAUGGAACAGGAAUCCAGUAAAGCUGGCAAACCUGUAACUAAACGGGCGAUCAGCACCCCAGAGCGGUCCAUCAGUAACGUCACAUUUGGAGCGGGGGUCAGUUACAUAGGGACACCAGCAACUCCAUUUCUUACCAAAGAGAAAAUUGAAGCUCAGGAGCAAGGAAAUGACAUUUUAUGUUUUUCACUGCCUGAUAAAUCGCCUCCACAGUCUCCACAGUGGAACAUAAAGUCUCUAGCCAGAAACAACGGCAACCCAAGAUCCAGCAGGAGGUCCCUCCGCAAGAUCCCCCUGAAGACAGCCAACUGAAAUAGUGUGUGUGAGCAGUGGCUGAAGGCAGAACCCUGCGGGGACACUGGCCUUUCCCAUGUGGAAAGGAAAAGGGUGGCGUGGGCAUGGUCUACAUGCGCAGAGACUUGCCGUACUGUGCCGCCAGUUCUUUUCGUAGGAUGCCAACAUGACUUUGUUCAACUUGUGCUGGCUGACCAACCUUCCAUAGUUGUUUAUUUUACUGCAGUUGAGAUUUGUAAAUAUAUACAGAGAUGGCAUAUCUAGACUUCUUUUUUACAAUAACAUUAAGCUAUUUAAUAUUGUGAUGUGUUUGAGUGUUAAACCUGUGGUUAAGUUACAAUCUGGUUUUUAAGGAACACAAUUUUAGAAACCAGCUUUCCUCUGUGUAACUCAAGUGUCUAUAGCUUCUCCAAAUUCACUAUGACAGAUAUUUCUCUUUGAUGGCAAAAUCUGAAUUGAAAUAUUUUUCUAUUAUUUAUAAUUGAAGAUUUUAUUAAAAGAGGUGUACAGUCUUUCUAAAAUUAAGGAAUAAAGGUCAAAUAUAAAUAUAAUCUCCUAGCAUUUAAUAUAAUUUUCUGGCUUUUGGGACAGGGCUUUAUUGGUGGUCUUCUUAACACAGCAUUAAGGAUUUAAAAAUACUUAAAAUAUAAAUAGAAUAAACUCCUUCCCAUUCUGGGUCAUGUGCCCACCUGCCUUUGUUCCCAGAUAGAGACUUUCUGUCUCCCUAACGACAGACAUCCCAUAAGUACAUUGGGUAUAAUCCUGCUUAUGACAGAACGUCUUCCGGCCUUGGAGUGGCAGUGGGACUGCUUCGUGACACCGCCAAGGGACAAGGGACCUGGGUUCCAGGAACCCGAGAGAUGGAAUUCCGUGUUCUGCUUCUUUGGAGACAUGAGUCUCACUGUAUUGCUCAGCAUGCUGAACCGGACCCGUCUGGUCCUUUCCUUGUUUCAGCCUCUUGAGUAGCAAGGACCACAGGCACGCUCUGCCAUACCUGGCUAGUGCCACCCUCCUCCUGUCCCCAUGUGCCCCCAUGCUAAGCCAGGAGCAGGUGUGCCUAGGCAAGCCUCCAGCACCGGAACUGGCGUUCGUAGUGUGCAUGUGGUAGCUAGAGUCGGGAAUGGAGUAUUACUGUUCUCCGCUGUAAAGAAGCUCUGAGAGCUGGUGGGAUACAUGUCAUAGCUGCUCCUGAGUGAACACUUGGCUGAUACCGAUGUGGCUUUUCUUAUUGUGGUGGAGCCUUUGCAGAGUAUGUGCCUAGCCAGAUGCUAAGAAUACAGGAUCGACUAACACAAAGAAAUAAGUGGUUUCAUUUUAUGGGUUUUUUUUUUUAAGUUUUUAUAAAUGAGCAAGUUUUAACAAAUAACCAAAUUGCAGUUGUGUUAGUAUAAGUCUGUAACGGCUAUGAACAACAAGUUCAACAUCAAUAGUCAAAAACAAACAAGCAAAAAACCAGCCUCUUCCAGGUUCCUUCAGUCACAUUCACAUCUUACGGGUCAGUGAGCUUCUUCAGGCCACGUCUGUCCAGGCACAGGCUACCGCUUUCCAGGCUCACGUGUUGCCUUGUCAGACUAGUUCCCGUGGCACUGUGAAAGAAUGCUUAGCGCAUUAAAGAGAAAAGGCGGGAGCAACAUGGCUGCCCUAUUGCUGUGACAGCCACUGGAAGGUCAGUGUAUUAUUCUCCCACCCCACCCCUUUAGAGCUGCAGCUGUCCUGCUCUACCAAGAGAGGGGCAGGGGUAGAGGAGGGAUGAGAUUAUCCAGGAUGCAGAGCAAGAGAAACCGGGCUGUGCUGGACAGGCACAGAAUUACCACCCUACUGUUCCUGCCAGUAUCUUAGCAUAUAGCCUUCCACAUAAGAAAAGAAAAAAAAGAAAAAAAAAAAAAACGGUGUGCUUCAAGUAUUCAGUGAAAAAAGGAAGGGGUGGGGGACUGUAGAAGUAUAAAAAAAUAUUAACAUCACAAAGUGGCUAGCUCCUCCAUAAAAACCUCUCUGGGUGCAAGGUAGGAUUAGGAACUCCUUUAGAUGCCCCUGGCUUCAAACCACUUUACAUCCUGAUCUAGCAUGGUAAAGUGUUUGAGACGAAGGAUGUCUGUUCCUAAAAGAAUAAAGGCUUUUGAAUGGUGUUUUUAAUGUUCCAUAAAAUGAGUAGUGUCUCCGGUAGAUAAAAGAUUUAAAAUAAAAAUUAGAAAACUG
Alexandromys fortis (reed vole) is the source of this 7213-nucleotide messenger RNA. It is a transcript of the gene Ncapd3, whose product is annotated as non-SMC condensin II complex subunit D3. Gene Ontology annotation, biological process: meiotic chromosome condensation; mitotic chromosome condensation. The transcript is spliced from 35 exons. The record is from RefSeq and is a predicted model, not a curated record. Bases 557 to 5035 code for a protein of 1492 amino acids. Gene Ontology annotation, molecular function: histone binding. Gene Ontology annotation, cellular component: condensed chromosome, centromeric region; condensin complex. Lineage: Eukaryota; Metazoa; Chordata; Mammalia; Rodentia; Cricetidae.